AUGUUUGUGUGUGUGUGUGUAUGUGAGUUUCCUGGUUCCUGCACCUGGAUAGGAUGCUGAUCUGUUGCAGGAUGGUUUGAUGGUUUGGCAGGAACCAAUGGCCCUAAGGACUGCAUUAUGCUCUAUCAUCUGCUUUGAGAUGGUUUCUACAGCUGGAUGCUCUUCCUAAUGCCAACCCCUUUACAGCAUGUACUGAUUGCUUUUUAGAUAAAAGAAUUAAGACUUUGAAUAUUUAUAAUGUUUUACUUUACAGCAGCGAAAUUAUAAUCUAAAAAUACAUGUUUCUUUUUUUUCUAGGCUCAAACCACUUAUAUCUCUUUGUGAACCCUUUUGUCGUGGAUCAAGAUCCUAAUUUACCAAAGGAUAUUUCAUGGGAAUAUGCACAGAAAGAAAUAGCCAUGGCCUCAGGGUAUGCAGAAGCUAUGUUAAGUGGACUUACAAAAGACCAACAAAUCACUCAGGAGAAUGUCUUGGAGAUUCUGCCAAUGGUAUCAGAAGUGAAUGCUUUGUCUGAUGAACUUAACAAAUAUAAAUCAUUUGAAGUGGUCCUAAUGUCAUCUGCCGCCCAACAGGGACGUGGAGACAAUGAAAAAAAUAUUGAUGUAAUGGUAAAAAUGACAGAUUUGUUGACAGAGAAUGUGUGGUUCUGGGAACGUGGUCGUUUCAUGAAUCGCAGGUAUUUAAUGCAGGAACUCUACCAGGAUUAUGAAGACGGGGAAGAUGUGUCAAAGAUUCCACAGAAAGAUGAUCCAUUCUGGGAGGCACCAGAAGAGGAAUUAGUUGGAACUGCUAAUAUUUUCCUCCAGUCUUUAUCAUACAACUUGGAGUUUGAAGAUUGUAUAUUAGUGUCUGAUUAUAAAGGAGAAGAAGAAGGUUCAAUUACUGUCAAUGUUGCUCCAUGUACUUCCACUGGUAUCGUUUUGAAAGAGGAAACCUUUGUUGAAGAUCCAAGGGCCCUGCUAGGUGAACCAUUUUACUUCAAGGUAACUGUUAAGGAUGCUAGUGUUUACAAAAAGAGAUUCAUGAAAGGCCUGAAAGUAUCCUAUCGCCUGAAUCCUAAAUCUGUAUUCACCGAUACAGAGUUGGUGAAAGGAAUGCUAAACCCAGUCUUUAACCAUUCCAAAGUAUUUACAUUUGAUCCACUGACAGCUGAUCAAAUAGCUUUCUUUGAGGCUGGUUCCAUAACGUUUUGGUUGUACACAGCACAAGAUGACACCACAGAAUUAAAAGACACUCAAAUGACAACUCAGCAAAUUUGCCUGGAAUGGUCCCAAAAGCCAGAAGAGGAACAACAAUUCAUUCAGUUUUGGCAAUCCAUCUCUGCUGUAGCCAAGAGUACUGGAACAAAAUUUAGAACAAAUCUUUCAUCAAAUGAGGAUGGCAGUAUAGAAACCUCAGCAUUGGGAGAUAAAAAUGAAAUCAUCAGUCUGUAUGUAUUCGGAGAAGAUGAAGAAGAACUAGCGUCAGAACUGGACAAUGGCAAUGGGUUGAUUGAUUAUUGUAAAGUAGCACAUCUUUGCUAUGAUGAUAAAAUGAAACCAAAGACAGAGUUAUCAGAACAAUAUAAAGCUCUCAGCAAAAAGUUUGACAACAAAAUACAGAACAGUGUCUCAUGUGUGAUCAGCUAAACUUUCGCUACACAGCCACAUCAGAUUGGACAUCAACCCAAAAUUAUAGACGAUAUCCAUCAUCCAUCCAUCCUAACUCUCUACCCACUGGUAAAGAUGGUACAACUCAGCUUUACAUUCACUCUUCCUUACAGACAAUCUACUUCAACUUUCCACCUGCGUUACACAUGCUGGAAUACACAUGGUUAUAGUAUGACUUUCUGAAGUUACAACUUAGCUUUUCACUACUUGUAACAACAGAUAGCAGAGAUUGGUUUUUCAGUUCUUGUUAUAGAGACACAUAAUAUUCUACCAUAUGUAAAAGAUGGAAUAACUUGACUUUCCACUCUGUAGUAACAUUACACCAUAGAAUAUGACGUCUGAAUUACAACAAAAUAUUCUUGUACAUAUGGUACACCUACAAUUAUUAUCAAUGAGACAAUAAACUUGGUAAAAAUUGUCAUUUUUAUCAAAGUUAUGAAUGAGACGAUAAAGGUGGCAAAAUUUAACAUUUUCUACCUAAAAUUGGUAGAAAUUCAUCAUAUCUCCCUGCCCUGCAUUGAAAACAUCGUAACUAGCCAGUAAACAUUACACAGAUUAACUUGUUUUCUAUGUAAAAAAAAAUGACAACCAUGCCGAUAACCUUAAUAAACCAUUUUAAAAUAUCUCAAAUUCA
Molecule: messenger RNA, 2283 nt
Organism: Octopus bimaculoides (California two-spot octopus)
Lineage: Eukaryota; Metazoa; Mollusca; Cephalopoda; Octopoda; Octopodidae
Product: kinesin-like protein KIF28P
Source: RefSeq, a predicted model, not a curated record